Molecule: messenger RNA, 1339 nt
Organism: Loxodonta africana (African savanna elephant)
Lineage: Eukaryota; Metazoa; Chordata; Mammalia; Proboscidea; Elephantidae
Product: melanoma-associated antigen B17-like
Exons: 1
Coding region: 4-705 (233 amino acids)
Biological process (GO): negative regulation of transcription by RNA polymerase II
Cellular component (GO): nucleus
Source: RefSeq, a predicted model, not a curated record
AUCAUGUUGUCGCAGUUUCUGCUGUCCAAGUAUGAGAUGCAAGAGCGCAUUACCAAGGGAAAAAUGAUGAAGAUCAUCAACAAAAGGUACAAGGAGCACUUCCCUGAGAUCCUGAGGAGAGCCUCUGAGUACAUAGAGCUGGUCUUUGGCCUUGACGUGAAGGAAGUGGAUUCCAAAGGUCAAUCCUAUACCCUUGUCAGCAAGUUGGAGAUCACCGAGGAAGAGAAUCUGAGUGGUGGCAGGGGGUUUCCCAAGACUGGGCUCCUGAUGCCUCUCCUGGCCAUGAUCUCCAUGAAUGGCAACCGGGCCACUGAGGAGGAGAUGUGGGAAUUCCUGAAUGUGUUUGGGAUGUACGAUGGGAAGACGCACUUCAUCUUUGGGGAGCCCCGGAAGCUCCUUACCAAAGAUUUGGUGCAGGCAAAGUACCUGGAGUACAGGCAGGUGCCCAACAGUGAUCCUCCAUGCUACGAAUUCCUGUGGGGUCCCAGAGCCCAAGCUGAAGCCAGCAAGACAAAAGUCCUGGAGUUUUCGGACAAGGUCCAGGAUACCAACUCCGGUGCCUUCCAAGCUCUGUAUAAAGAAGCUUGGGGAGAUGAGGAAGAGACAGCCACAGGAGGAGAAUGGGCUGGGGCUUGUCCUGAGGCCAGGGCCGGGUCUAGUGACAGGGAGAGUGCAGCUGGUCCUCCCAUCCUUAGUGAAGUCUGAUGCAGAUUUUUCACUUUCUAGUUGCAAAUGGCUGUUAACCUUCUAAAUAGUGCAGGCAACAUGGGGCUGGAGGGGGCACAUGUAUGUCUUCUUGUAUUCCUGUUAUAGUUGAGUGACUUGUAGAUUUAGCUUGUUUUUUUUUGUAUUUUUCAAAUGUUCCUUUUAAUUGAAGAUUUAUUAAGAUUCAGAAUCUAAAUUCACCUCAUGCAUUUAUAGUUGUCUUUCAGAUUUAGGAGGAAGAGUUUUGUGUUGGGUAAAACAAAUUGAAAAUCUUUGAAUCUUUUCUUAUGAAUCCAGAACUAGUUAACAUGGUAUCGGAAUAGGGAUGUUCUUGGAAAUAUUAAAGAUAUCCACAAGAGUUAGUUGGGAUCACAAGGUAGAGGCAGAAGACCAUAAAAGUUAGUCAAUUCUUGGUUUCCCUUAUUCCAUUUGGUAAAAGUAGAACAUUCACGUGCUUGGAUUUGUUUAGCUUAUUUAAGGAUGUGGGAGAAAAUAAAUUGUGAUGAUUUGACCUCUUGUUCCCUGCCUCUUAUUUUCCCCAAACAGUAAUUGAGCGUCUGCCCUUUGGAAGGCUUCAUGCUAGUAAUGGGGCCCUUUAAGCAAAGGUGUGGCAGCAUGUGUUUAGAUUUUAGAG